ACAGCAAUUUUUGUCUUUCCUGCAGAGACAGAAGAAUGACCCCCCAGCCUCUCGGCCCCCAGAAGGGCACUUUGGACAAGGCAGAUGUUACCAGUGACCAGCUCACGGCGGCCUCGGUUGGGAAUGUGGACUGGCUGCGGCUGUGUAUGCAGACAGCGGAUUCGCACGUCGAGCAGGAUGGGAAUGGAUUCACAGCUUUACACAUGGCCGCUCUGCACGGUCGGCUUCGAUGUCUGAAGCUUCUAAUUGAGGAUUACAAGAUGGACGUGAACCUGCCCAGCCGGUGUAAAUGGAGAGCUCUGCACCUGCUCUUAAAUCAGAAGAAUGGAAAGAAGGCAAAAGAAUGUUUACGGCUUCUACUGCAGUGCGGGGCCGCCGUAAACGCACAAACCGAGCGCAAGGUGACCCCUCUGCACCAGGCGGCCAGAGAAGGCUUGAAGGACUGUUUGGCCAUUUUGGUUGAAAAUGGAGCAGAUGUACAUGCCCAGGACUUGCAGGGCAACCGACCCAUCGACUUGUGUAAGAUUUGGUGCCACCGUGCUUGUGCCAGGUACCUCCACAAUGCCAUGUGGAAUAAAGACAAGGAGGAACAUGCCCAGGAGCUGAAAAAGAUGGAAAAAUUGAAAAGAAACAUUCUAGAAAUGGACCAAGAGGCUCUGCUAAAAAUGGCGAAAAGUCACAUAAUCCCUCACCAGACCUGUUUUUGUAAAGGCACUGAGACCCAAAAACCACCAGAAAAAGCAAUAAAAAGUGGAGUCUUGCCAAAAUCCAAAUUGGACCGAAUGUCUUGUAAGCCGUUACCUGGGAAGGAGCAACAUAAGAAAAAGUCCUUGGUCUCUGAGAGUUCAGACAAGGAUACUAAGAAGAAAAGGACAAACGCCAUGUCUGUGUAUGGUGAAGAGGAAGGACCCCAGAAACGUGAAGGUGGAGGAGAGCAUUCUGGUGUAAAGUCGGUCUGCCAAUGGAAUCCAAGUUAUAAUCCGACAAUGCCUCCAAUCACAGAUAUUUACAGAAUUCCUACACUGCGGCUGGGCAUUGACCCUGAGGAGGUCACCGACUUAAGUAAUAUAAUCACACUUGACAGAGAUGAGCAUGGCCGGCCACAAAUCAAAACAAUUCAAGGGCAAGUCUUCCCCUCCCAGCUUCAUUUGCCAUAUGAGACCAUUCAGAGGUGCCUGUUCCCUAAGACGUGUCCGAAGGAAAGGAUCUGCACGCCAAACGCAUUCAAGGCCAACCAUGUUUUUGAUGUGCCCAAAAAGCAACAGCCUCUGGAAGGGGGAAAACCAGUUUCAGAAAUCUCAUUCCACUUGAGGCAAAGCCUUGAUUCUAGGCUCAGGAAGGCCAACAAACCUAUCUACUGCUGACCAGGAAAUAAAGAAAUGCAACGUUUCCUUCAGUUCCCAUCUCCUAUAUGCAAAUGUAUCAUAGGCGCUAGGGUGGAAUAAAAACACUAGACCAUCCAGUCCAA
This is a messenger RNA of Rana temporaria (common frog), 1468 nucleotides long. RefSeq names its product ankyrin repeat domain 53 (gene ANKRD53). NCBI's taxonomy places the organism in Eukaryota, Metazoa, Chordata, Amphibia, Anura, Ranidae. Gene Ontology annotation, molecular function: protein binding. The record is from RefSeq and is a predicted model, not a curated record. Gene Ontology annotation, cellular component: spindle pole. Gene Ontology annotation, biological process: positive regulation of microtubule polymerization; regulation of mitotic cytokinesis; regulation of mitotic spindle organization.